AUGCGCAUUGAAAAAAGGAGGAGGAAACAUACAAUAUUGAAGAGAAUUGAGCCGAGAACGAGAAACAUUUGA
This is a messenger RNA of Caenorhabditis briggsae, 72 nucleotides long. The transcript has a single exon. The record is from RefSeq and is a predicted model, not a curated record. The coding region runs from base 1 to 72 and encodes 23 amino acids. Lineage: Eukaryota; Metazoa; Nematoda; Chromadorea; Rhabditida; Rhabditidae.